Messenger RNA from Postia placenta MAD-698-R-SB12, 255 nucleotides. RefSeq lists its product as hypothetical. The record is from RefSeq and is a predicted model, not a curated record. The transcript has a single exon. Lineage: Eukaryota; Fungi; Basidiomycota; Agaricomycetes; Polyporales; Adustoporiaceae. The annotation marks the transcript as partial.
CAGCUACCACACCUCUACGACGAGAUCCUAAACCAUCCUAACACGUCGGAUGAGCUGCGUCGGACGACAGAGUCAAAGCUCCUUCGCCUCAAGCAGCGCCUGCUCAAUGCUCUGCCAGCUGCGCAGAAGGCGAAGGUUGCCGCAGAACUCGACGAACUCGUCAGCGGGAUGGUGCUACUGGGUAUCAGAGACGAGCUCGCAUGGACACUCUUUAUCGAGAACAAGGAUGCCGAGCACAUUGGUAUGUCUCCAUGA